This is a messenger RNA of Torulaspora globosa, 591 nucleotides long. Its product is annotated as 2-oxo-4-hydroxy-4-carboxy-5-ureidoimidazoline decarboxylase. The coding region runs from base 1 to 591 and encodes 196 amino acids. The record is from RefSeq and is a predicted model, not a curated record. The transcript has a single exon. Lineage: Eukaryota; Fungi; Ascomycota; Saccharomycetes; Saccharomycetales; Saccharomycetaceae.
AUGCUCUUGCCUAGCUAUGACAAUUUCAUCAAUUGCGAAAACUUCAGUAAGCAGGCAGCUGUCGUUGAGGACUUAUUCGAACCCAGCUACUCGAUCCUAAAGUUUACGUUGCGAGAUGACGAUUUUAUGCAUCAAGCGAGAAGGGAUGCUAGCAAUUAUGGGGAGUUUAUUGAGCUUAUAAGGUCGAAGUUGCUGCAGAUCUCGCAUAAUACCGAAAAAGUUGGACCUAGCUCUCGAGAUGUUGACCAUUUAGCAGAUAUAGUCUCAGCACACCCAAGACUGGGGGAAUCAGUAAAGAGACUUUCAGCUCACUCCGAGAAGGAACAACGCAAUUUGAGCAACUCCAAUGAUCCAGCUGAGAUACGGGAGAAGCUCGCUGAGCUGAAUGAAGAUUAUGAGCAAGCAUACCCCGGUUUGCGAUUCGUUGUCUUCGUUAACGGGAGAUCCAGAUCUGAAAUCAUUAAGGUUAUGCAGGAGAGAAUAGCCUCUGGGAACUCUUGGUUUGGAGAAGUCGACAUUGCCAUAAAUGAGUUAUGCUGUAUUGCACUGGAUCGGGUGAAGAAAUGGGAAUCCAGCGGCUUUAAACUGUAA